Microplitis mediator is the source of this 945-nucleotide messenger RNA. RefSeq lists its product as uncharacterized. The transcript is spliced from 3 exons. NCBI's taxonomy places the organism in Eukaryota, Metazoa, Arthropoda, Insecta, Hymenoptera, Braconidae. The coding region runs from base 1 to 945 and encodes 314 amino acids. The record is from RefSeq and is a predicted model, not a curated record.
AUGGAGCAAGGUAAUGAAGAACAUGCAAGUAGUGUUGAAGAACAUCAGAUUGAUAUUCACGUUGAAACUGUUACGAUGAAGCCUGUGCAACGGAGCAUAAGUUGUCAAACAGAAAUAAAAAAUGUGCAAGAUUCGAGUUGUGAUCCAAUAAAUAUAGACCUUAGUAAAUCUUGUCAAGGUUUUCAUGGAAUCUCUUCAAUUACUACCGACGAAGCAAUGAGCAGUUUAACAGACUGUAAAGCCUCUAAAGUAGACAAAAAAACAAGUUUCCUGAUAACAUUAGUCAAAUUGAAGACGGGUUUAUCAUUCACUGCAUUGGCGCAGUUAAAUAUUUUGCUACAAAGUUUUAUCGUUUGGCCAUCAAAAUCAACAAUACGUGCAUCUCUACCGAAAUCGUUUGAGCGGCAUUACCCAGACACGCGUGUGAUAAUUGAUUGUACUGAAGUUUAUACAGAAGUACCACCAGAAGUUAAUCAAAAAGUAUUGCUGUAUUCUGAAUAUACACAUCAUCAUACUGUCAAGUUUUUGGUGGGUUGUGCACCAGAUGGAUUUAUAACUUACGUCUCCAAAUGUUAUGGUGGCCGUGCUGGUGAUUGCUUCAUUACAAACGAUUGUGGUUUGAUUGAUUUAAUUGAGCUCGGUGACGUUGUUCUUGCUGACAAAGGAUUUCCCCAGAUAAAAACUCAAGUCGAAAAUAAAAAUGAUAUUUUUAUCAUGCCUCCUUUUGGCCACAAAGAUCAAUUCUCCCCUGAAGAAGUUGACGAAACAUACAACAUUGCUUCUGUGAGGAUACAUAUAGAACGAGUCAAUCAACGAAUUAAGGACUUUAGAAUUCUAUCAAAAGUAUCUCAUUCAUUAUUUCCUCAUAUUGAUGAAAUUGUUUUUAUUAUUUGUGCUUUGGUAAAUGUACAGAAGCCACUGUUAAAAGAAAAAGAAGUUGACUAA